CUAACGUUCUUUUUCACAAGUAAAAUCCCCAGCGUACCAGCGUAAAAUCAAGAUUUUGACAUUUGGAAUAGUACAAGCUAAGACGAUUUAAAAUAAAAUGGGAUACACUUUAGUGAUUGAUAACUACGAUUCCUUCACUUGGAACAUAUACGCCGACAUUGCGACUUUGGGAGGUAAUCCUUUGGUCAGGCGGAAUGACAAGAUCACCAUUCAAGAUAUUGAAACAAUGUACAAGGCUGGUGAUCUGGAUAGAAUAGUCAUCUCACCCGGUCCUGGACAUCCCCGCACAGACUCUGGAAUCAGUAGAGAUGUCAUACAAUGGGGAAUGGGAAAAGUACCCAUUUUAGGUGUUUGUAUGGGAUUAGAAUGUCUAGUAGAUGUCAUGGGAGGUGAAAUAACUUACGCUGGGGAAAUCAAACAUGGUAAAACGUCUUUAGUUGAUCAUGAUGGUCUUGGAAUAUUCAAAGAUCUUCCUCCUUUACUUUCUUCAACUCGAUAUCAUUCUCUCUCAGCUCAUUUAUUAUCGUUACCGAAAGAACUCCAAGUGUCCGCUACGACACAAGAAUCCGGUGUUAUCAUGGCUGUUCGACAUCGAUCAUUAUGUGUGGAAGCUGUACAAUAUCACCCUGAAAGUUGUAUGAGUGAAGGUGGACGUGGAUUAAUGUCUAAUUUCAUAAAGAUGAAAGGGGGUUAUUGGGGUGAAGAAAAUGUUUGGUGUGGAGUAUCGAUGGAAAAUGAAAUCGAAUUAAACGAUCCUUCUAAUUUCGAAAAAUCUCUCAAUGGACAUAACAAUGGUUUGAUCAAUGGUGGUCCAUCAAUUCCGACAAUAUUGAAUCAAAUCAAAUCUCAACGUCUUUUAGAUAUUCAAUCUUCUUCUUCUCUUCCUCAUUCUACUCAAUCAAUACUUUCCACAUCAUUAGCUCUUCAUACAGCUCCACCUCUGAUAAACUUCUUAAAUCGGAUCACAUCGACUCCACAUACCGCAGUCAUGGCCGAAAUCAAACGUGCUUCUCCAUCAAAAGGUGAUAUAGCCCCAAAUACCUCGGCUCCUGCUCAAGCUCUCAAAUACGCUUUGGUAGGCGCAUCAGUCAUUUCCGUCCUUACCGAACCUAAAUGGUUCAAAGGUUCUCUCAUCGAUAUGCUCGACGUUAGAAGAGCUAUCGAUUCUCUCCCAAACCGUCCAGCUGUAUUACGAAAAGAUUUCAUACUUUCGACAUAUAUGAUAGACGAAGCUCGUUUACACGGAGCGGACACAGUACUUCUCAUUGUCGCUAUGCUUGAUCCUACCCUCUUGAAAGAACUCUACGACUAUUCCGUUUCACUCGGUAUGGAACCAUUAGUAGAAGUCAACAAUCCUUCAGAACUUUCGAUAGCUUUGGGGAUAGGCGCAAAAGUCAUCGGUGUGAAUAAUCGAAAUCUUCAUGAUUUCAACGUUGACAUGGAAACUACUUCAAGAGUCAAUGCUGCUUUGGAGGGGAGACAGGUGGUUUUAUGUGCUUUGAGUGGGAUAUCAAGUCGGAACGAUGUUGAGAAAUACGUACAAGAAGGUGUUCGAGCUGUUCUAGUCGGUGAAUCUUUAAUGCGUGCGGAAAACCCACAAACGUUUUUGAGAGACUUAGUCGGUCUUCCUCCUCUUCAAUCGAAAACAACAUAUAAACCUCUGGUCAAAAUAUGCGGUAUACGUACCCUUUCAGACGCUCAAAUGGCAGUGGAAGCAGGAGCAGAUAUGAUAGGUAUCAUCCUUGCUUCGGGAUACAAACGAACCAUCUCUUUAUCCAUUGCACGUGAUAUAUCCAACUACGUUCAUUCCAUAUCAUCAAAACAACAACGUAUCUCCCUUACAUCUCCUUCAUCACCGGAAACUUGGUUCUCUACCAAAGCUCGAUAUCUCCAAUCACGUCGGAAACCUUUACUCGUCGGUGUGUUCAAAGAUCAACCACUCGAAGUAAUCCUAGAAACGGUAGAAGAAAUUGGUUUGGAUAUCGUUCAAUUACAUGGAUCAGAGCCACAAGGAUGGUCAAAAUUCAUCCCUGUCCCAGUCAUAAAAGCCUUUCAUAUAUCCGCCAAUGGUGAAGUGGCUGGAGGACAAGUGGAUAGACCAGGGGAGAACGAUUAUAUUCUUUUCGACGCUGGGAAUGGAGAAGGAAAGACUUUCCCUUGGGAUCAUGCUAGAGAUUUAAUUGGUAGAGGAGAAGUAGGAAUGGGAAAAGAAGGAAAAUUACCGGUCAUUUUAGCAGGUGGAUUAACAUCGGAUAAUGUCGAAGAGGCUUUAAGACAGGCAGGAAAUGUUUUGGCUGUUGAUGUCAGUUCAGGGGUGGAAUUGGGAGAAGGAAAGGAUGAACAGAGAGUGAGGGCGUUUAUCAAGGCUGUAAAGGGAUAGAUUGAAACAAUGUAUACAUUUCAGAUCG
Tremella mesenterica DSM 1558 is the source of this 2408-nucleotide messenger RNA. RefSeq lists its product as uncharacterized. Lineage: Eukaryota; Fungi; Basidiomycota; Tremellomycetes; Tremellales; Tremellaceae. The transcript has 3 exons. Gene Ontology annotation, biological process: L-tryptophan biosynthetic process. The record is from RefSeq and is a predicted model, not a curated record. Bases 98 to 2380 code for a protein of 760 amino acids. Gene Ontology annotation, molecular function: phosphoribosylanthranilate isomerase activity; indole-3-glycerol-phosphate synthase activity; anthranilate synthase activity.